This is a messenger RNA of Amoebophrya sp. A25, 430 nucleotides long. NCBI's taxonomy places the organism in Eukaryota, Dinophyceae, Syndiniales, Amoebophryaceae. The record is from the annotation of a GenBank genome assembly.
UGCAAAUAUUACUUCUGAGGGUCUUCCAAGCGGCGUGAAUCUUCAUUCGUCAUGGGGCACGUCAGGGUCGUCCCUAGCUGCCGGCGCGGUAGUGAAAGCUGCUCCAGAACUGUUGCAGCUAGCUUGGCCAGCGAUUUUGCAGUUGUGCUGCACACAGAGUUUACCGGUGAAGACCGUUGGUACAUAUCUCAAUGCCUUUCUCGAUUAUGAAACGCGACUGGCAACACAUAAAACGGACCUUGCGGAAAGCAGGAUGUUCUACGACGAAUACGUGGAGGAUUACGCGGGGAAACAAGAGCGGCACUUCAAACGAGCGAAGGAAGAGGCUAAGGAGGAUUUGUUGUUGGAUCCCGAGUUGUUAUCCACGCAAGAGGCCAUGCAGCACAUGGUUCGUGUACGGUUGUUUAGUAGUGAGGAGAGUGCCAUUGGG